AUGCUGCUGCUGACGGCCCUGCUGAUGGCGCUGCCCCAGGCCUGGGCAUGUCUUCCACAGAAAGCAGAUUAUGUCGUGGUCUCCUGCUUCCCGAACAUGAUUAUCGCCAAUGUACCCGAAUGUCCCUAUGGUUGGGAGAUCGAGCAACUCUCCCUGGGGGGGAUCUGCUAUACGGGGGUCAUCAGUGCUGGGUACUACCGCUUCACUGUCCCGGACCUGACCCCCAGGAACCACUCCUACUGUGGGACCCAGUCUGAGUAUAUGGAUGGUAAGGAUCCCAAAUACGUGUUUAACAACUAUAUCAUCUCCAACGACACCUCUCUCACGGUGAGGAACCAACCCGUCAACUACUCCUUCAGCUGCACCUACAGGGCUGCCUACUUGGUGAAUAACGCUGUGUUCAGCCAAAGAGUGGCGACCGUUUACGUGAACAACGGCAGCGUAGGCUCUUUUAAAACUCAGUUGUCUAUGAACGUGUUCACUAACUCCAAGUUCCUGUAUGCCAAGGAUGCGCCCUAUGUCAUCGACACAUCCGAAAUUGGCUCAGAGGUCUUCAUAGGCAUCGAGGCCAAGGGCCUCAGCAGCCGAUUCAAAGUGGUGAUUAACAACUGCUGGGCCACUCCCUCUCCUUACUCUACGGACAAGAAGAGGUGGAGCCUCAUAAUUAACAGCUGCUCCUCAGACCAGACCGUGACCAUCUUCGAGAACGCCAAAGACACCCGCUCCAUGUUCAAGUUCAACUCCUUCCGCUUUCAGCGUCUGGAGAAAGUCUCCACAGUCUGGCUCCACUGUGAGGUCAACAUCUGUGAUGGAGAAAAGCUCUUCUGCCAGCCAGCCCCGUGCACAACCAGAAGUGUGCAAAAGCAUGUGGACUCCAGCGGGGGGGUGCUCACCAUGGAGUUUCAGCUCUCAGUUGCAGAGUCGUCCAGUGAGGGACAUCUUGCAGGACCGUCACUCUGCCUGCUGUGUGUGGUGCUGAUGCAAACCUUCCUGAUGUUCCUGCACUCACCACGGGGGUGACCAGGCACCAGGCCCACUUUGGGGAGCACACGCUCACACACUCACACUCACAUGCUCACACACACACUCACACACACACACAAACAUACACACACAGUGACUUGUCCCCACACACUUAGACAGACAGAUUCCUGUGCCACAUCUACAGAUACAGAAAAUGUUUGUGUACAC
Messenger RNA from Brienomyrus brachyistius, 1191 nucleotides. It is a transcript of the gene tectb, whose product is annotated as tectorin beta. The transcript is spliced from 10 exons. Gene Ontology annotation, cellular component: cell surface. Lineage: Eukaryota; Metazoa; Chordata; Actinopteri; Osteoglossiformes; Mormyridae. The record is from RefSeq and is a predicted model, not a curated record. The coding region runs from base 1 to 1020 and encodes 339 amino acids.